CCGACCGGUUUCACUUCGUCCACACCGUCGCCGCCGCGGCGGCGUCCUCAAAAGAAAAUUCAGCGAACGCGUCCACCAUUUCGCGUUCCACUAUUUAACAUCCUGGAAGCCAACAGCUACGACCGAGUUCUUGCUCAUCACCCCCUCCCCCAAGCCAACAGCGGCGAAGGCCCCAGUCAGAGCAGAGAGAGAGAGAGAGAGAGAGAGAGAGAGAGAGAGAGAGAGGAGCCUUCUUCCUCCUCCCCGGCUGCCGGUGGCGAGAGAUCGACGAGCGAGCGAGCGAGCGAGAUGGUGCUGUCCCACGGCGUCGGCGGCGGCUCCGAUGAGUCGGUGCACUCGACGUUCGCGUCCCGCUACGUCCGCGCCUCCCUCCCCAGGUUCCGGAUGCCGGAGCAGUCGAUCCCGAAGGAGGCGGCGUACCAGAUCAUCAACGACGAGCUGAUGCUGGACGGGAACCCGCGGCUGAACCUGGCGUCCUUCGUCACCACGUGGAUGGAACCCGAGUGCGACAAGCUCAUCCAGGCCUCCGUCAACAAGAACUACGUCGACAUGGACGAGUACCCCGUCACCACCGAGCUCCAGAACCGGUGCGUGAACAUGAUCGCUCAUCUGUUCAACGCCCCUCUCGGGGACUCCGAAACUGCCGUCGGAGUCGGCACCGUCGGCUCCUCCGAAGCCAUCAUGCUCGCCGGACUGGCGUUCAAGAGGCGUUGGCAGAACAAGAUGAAGGCCGCCGGCAAGCCCUGCGACAAGCCUAACAUCGUCACCGGCGCCAACGUCCAAGUUUGCUGGGAGAAGUUCGCGCGCUACUUCGAGGUGGAGCUCAAGGAGGUGAAGCUGAGCGAAGGGUACUACGUCAUGGACCCGCAGAAGGCCGUGGACAUGGUGGACGAGAACACCAUCUGCGUCGCCGCCAUCCUCGGCUCCACGCUCAACGGCGAGUUCGAGGACGUGAAGCUGCUCAACGACCUGCUCACCCAGAAGAACACCGAGACAGGCUGGGACACGCCCAUCCACGUGGACGCGGCGAGCGGCGGGUUCAUCGCGCCGUUCCUGUACCCGGAGCUGGAGUGGGACUUCCGGCUGCCGCUGGUGAAGAGCAUCAACGUCAGCGGGCACAAGUACGGCCUCGUCUACGCCGGUAUCGGGUGGUGCAUCUGGAGGACCAAGGAGGACCUGCCGGAGGAGCUCAUCUUCCAUAUCAACUACCUCGGCGCCGACCAGCCCACCUUCACUCUCAACUUCUCCAAAGGUUCCAGCCAAGUCAUCGCGCAGUACUACCAGCUGAUCCGCCUUGGCUUUGAGGGUUACAAGAACAUCAUGGAGAACUGCCAGGAGAACGCGAUGGUGCUGAAGCAGGGCCUGGAGAAGACGGGCCGGUUCAACAUCGUGUCCAAGGACAACGGCGUGCCGCUGGUGGCCUUCUCCCUCAAGGACAGCAGCCGGCACAACGAGUUCGAGAUCUCCGACUUCCUGCGCCGCUUCGGCUGGAUCGUGCCGGCCUACACCAUGCCCCCCGACGCGCAGCACGUCACGGUGCUCCGCGUGGUCAUCCGCGAGGACUUCAGCCGCACCCUCGCCGAGCGCCUGGUGCUCGACAUCGAGAAGGUGCUGCACGAGCUGGAUGGGCUGCCCGCCCGCGCCCCCAGCGGCGACCUCGCCGCGCUCGCCGCCGCCGAGGCCAGCCAGAGGGACAAGGACAAGCAGCGCGAGGUGAUCUCGCUCUGGAAGAGGGCCGUCCUGGCCAAGAAGAAGACCAACGGCGUCUGCUAAUGAGGAACCCAUUACCCAUGCAUAAAUGGCCUAUGGGUGCAGUGCAGGCCAGUUACAGUACCAACCGAAAUUACCCCCCCCCCCCCCCCCCCCCUUUUUUUUUUCUUUUUCUCAACUUCCAGUGAAAUUGUCGUAUAUUGUGUUUAACCCGGAUGAAGGCUGCAAUUUGUCGACGUUAAUUUUUAGAGGGCGGAAUUGCUCCUGCUCGAUAUGAUGUAGCGAGUGUACUAUGUUACAUGUUGGGCACCGGUUUCAUAAAUAUUGGUUUUGUGACAUUUCUUCAACUUAAUAAUAAUAAUAAAUUAUUAGUAA
This is a messenger RNA of Panicum virgatum (switchgrass), 2085 nucleotides long. Its product is annotated as glutamate decarboxylase 1-like. Gene Ontology annotation, biological process: L-glutamate catabolic process. The coding region runs from base 289 to 1773 and encodes 494 amino acids. Gene Ontology annotation, cellular component: cytosol. Gene Ontology annotation, molecular function: pyridoxal phosphate binding; glutamate decarboxylase activity. NCBI's taxonomy places the organism in Eukaryota, Viridiplantae, Streptophyta, Magnoliopsida, Poales, Poaceae. The record is from RefSeq and is a predicted model, not a curated record. The transcript has 7 exons.